GGCGCAGUCAAAAUCCAAUUCUUGUUUAUGUAAUACUUUACUAGUUUAUGUGGACUGCAUGACUUGAAGAACAAGGAAACAACCCUCAUAUUGCUCCAAAACAAAUUAUGGGUUCCAAUCAAAUUGUGAAAAUUCUUGGUUUUUGAAGAUAAACAAGAUUUUUUCCCUUUCAGAAUUGUAAUGGAGUCACAGCGUAAAAAGAGUCAGAGAAAUAGCCAAAAACAAGAGUCGUCGUCUUCUUCAUCAGCAGCAGCCGCAGCUUCUUCACUGCAGUUAGUCUCUCAUCAAAAUCAAGAACAUGGGUCUACUGCUGCUACCAGUACCACCACUCAUGGCCCAUUCAUGGGCUCCAUCCUUUCCAACCAAAUUGGAAAUAUCCUUUCUUCUACUUCUAACUCAAUUAUUACUACUAAUGAUAAUCAUAACAACUCCUCUCCUCUCACCACCGUCACCACCACUAAGACCACCGUCAAAAAACCCUCCAAAGACCGUCACACCAAAGUGGACGGCCGUGGCCGGCGUAUCCGUAUGCCGGCUUUAUGUGCUGCCAGAGUUUUUCAGCUGACUAGAGAGUUAGGUCAUAAAUCUGAUGGAGAAACUAUUGAGUGGCUAUUACAACAAGCUGAACCGUCCAUUAUUGCAGCUACCGGAACUGGUACAAUUCCGGCUAAUUUCUCUACGUUAAACGUCUCUUUACGUAGUAGCGGUACUACCAUUUCUGCUCCUCCUUCAAAAUCACCUCCCGUUACUUUUCACGGCGGUUUAUCUAAUUUUUUCGAUCAUAAUGGAACCGAAAAUCGAAGAGUUCUCGGUUCGAAUACAGCAAUGUUGGGUUUUCACGGCCAUCCGCUUUAUCCUUCAAAUCUUGUUUCCGACGAGAGUAAUAAUUACACGAGAAGAACAUAUCGAGAAGAUCUUUUCAAAGAAACAGCAUCAACGACUCAACAUGAAGAUACUGAGUCAAUAGAACCGAGUUCUAACAAACCUACUGCAAGAACCGGGAUGUUUCAUCAAGAAAAUCAAGAAUUCGGUUCGAUUAGACCGUCAAACAUUCUUGCAACACCGGCUGCUAUGUGGGCGGUUGCCCCAGCUGCAGCCGCAAAUGGCGGUAACACAUUUUGGAUGUUACCGAUGGGUGGUGGCCCUACGGCCACAGCAGCAGCCGUGCCGGAGCCUCAGAUGUGGACGUUUCCUGCAGCUGGAGUAACGUCUAUGCAAAGAGUGAAUUUUGGUAGUGGAGGGGGGAGGUUGAACCCGGUUCAACUCGGGUCAAUGAUAUUACAACAGCAAAUGGGAGGCGGUCAGCAGCAACUUGGGUUAGGUUUAGGAGAGAGUAAUAUGGGGUUAAUGGGAAGUGUUAAUGCUUAUAAUAACAGCAAUAAUAUUUCUACUGGUAGGGUUGGAUUGGGCAUGAAUUUAGAGCAUCAUCAUAAUCAAGAAAAUGAUCAGCAACAAGGUAGUGAUAGUGGUGAUGAUGAUCAAAACCCUAAUGAUUCUCAAUAAUUUCAAAUUAGGCGAGUGUUGGUUUAUAAUCAUGAUUUUUGUUUAUUAAUUCUGUUUUUCGUUUGCAAAUGUUUUCCUUUUCUUGCCCUAAUUGGGUAGAAUUUUAUUUUUAUUUUAUUUUUGAGCAAAGAUUUGAAAUGGGUUUCUUAUAUUUUCAUAA
This is a messenger RNA of Mercurialis annua (annual mercury), 1663 nucleotides long. RefSeq names its product transcription factor TCP23. Gene Ontology annotation, cellular component: nucleus. NCBI's taxonomy places the organism in Eukaryota, Viridiplantae, Streptophyta, Magnoliopsida, Malpighiales, Euphorbiaceae. The record is from RefSeq and is a predicted model, not a curated record. The transcript has a single exon. Bases 181 to 1503 code for a protein of 440 amino acids. Gene Ontology annotation, molecular function: sequence-specific DNA binding; DNA-binding transcription factor activity.